AAAAGCUCUAUAUUAAAGAUUAUUCUAUAAGCAUAUUUAAUUUAAGAUAAGAAGCAUUUUUUAUUAAAACAAUAACUACGACAGCUUUUAUUGCAAAAUAGUAUUUCUUCACCGGUUAUUUUGAUUUGAGGUUAACUUCGAAUUGUGUUUGUGGCAAUAUGAAUAACAACUGGAAUGUAAAUAAUAGAGACCGUAAAGGAUGGGGAGGAUAUAGGGGAAGGGGUCGGGGAAGGGGAGGGAGAGGCUCUUGGCCGAGAAAUGAAAAUUUUCGUGAUCAACAAACGCCUUAUGGAAAUCAAAAUCGAGGCUUCCGUGGGGGAAGAGGCAACUUUGGCACGCAUAAAAAACCUUCCAGAGAAACCCCAGGUAAGAGGCUCUCAGAGGAAGAGAUUGGUGUGACAGAAUACAUGAGUGAUCAUAAAGGCUUCAAUGGAAUUAUUAAAUGUAGAUAUUCAGACUUUCAAGUAUCUGAGAUAAAUGAGAGUGGAGAGAUAGCAAAGCUCACAGAUAUGUCACCACCGGAGCCACCUACGGAGGAGAUCAUUGAUGAGGAUGAGGACUUGUUGCUGUCUAAAUAUAACCUAGAGAUAUUGCCUUUGGAGACUUGGGAUCGUAUUAACAGUCUCAUUGUUAAUCCACCAACAGAUAAGAAUGUUGAAGUUGAUGUGACGGGUAUGUCCAAAGAGGAACGGACAAAAAUACAUGAUUCAGUGAAGAAGGCAUUUGGACCCAGCCUAGUUAGUAGUACCGUUACUAUUGAUGAUAAAAAGAUUGUAAGAUUUGAAAAAUUUAAAAAAGGAGUGCGUAGAGACAACAGAGUGAAAUGGGUAUGGCCAGGGGAAUAUGUUCACUUUGUUCUACACAAAGAGAACUGCGACACAAUGGAAGCUGCUAUAAGGAUUGCUGAGAGAUUGAAAUUGAACAUAAAACCAUCAAUGCUAGGCUACGCUGGUACAAAGGAUCGUCGUGCUAAGACAACGCAAUGGUUUAGUCUCCGCAAAGUGGACCCGAGGAAGAUAGUAGCGGCAACUAAAGAUUUACGCGAUUUGUACGUCGGAAACUUUACCUUCAAAAACUAUAACUUAAGACUCGGCAUGCUCAAGGGUAACAGGUUCCGUAUAGCGUUGCGGAACGUGACAGCAUCAGACGAGGUGAUAGAUGAAGCGUGUGAGAGACUGCGCAAGCACGGCUUCAUCAACUACUUCGGUCUGCAGCGCUUCGGCACACGAGUCGACAUGCCUACAUAUGAGAUUGGACGGAAACUGCUGCAGAGUAACUUCAGAGAGGCAGUAAACUCUAUACUACAAGACAGAGCGAGUUCGCGUAGUAUGGCGCGCGCAGCCGCGGGUGAGGCGCGGCUAGAACGCGCAAUCAAUAACAACCCUCGAGAUCUCAUCGGAGCGCUCGACCAGUUGCCGCGUAACCAGCGUAUGAUGUAUCUCCACUCAUAUCAAUCUCUGGUGUGGAACCGCUGCGUGUCGCGUCGUCUGCAUCUGCUCGGACACCAGCCUGUUGUCGGAGACAUCGUGCCCCUGCACAACCUGCAGCACAACGAAGUAGAAGACGAUGAUGAGUCAGACGACGAAAAGGACACAACAGACGAGAGCGACUAUUCUGUACAAGACACAGAAAACAAUUCUGUACAAGAUACGGGAGACAAUUCUGUACAAGAUACAGAAAACAAGGAAUGUAAGGAUAAAAGUAAAGAACAAGAGAAGAAUGCACCAAAACCAAAGGUUCCUGUUAAAAUUCUUAAUGAAGAAGACAUAGCGAGUGGUCGCUACAGUAUAUUUGAUAUAGUGAUGCCAAUUCCCGGACACAAUGUGGAAUAUCCUCCAAACAUGAAGGAAUAUUACAAAGAACUAGUCGAAAAGGAUAAUUUAAAGUUGGAAAUGACACAUAAAAACAAGGCAUAUUCCCUGUCAGGGGCUUACCGUCACAUAGCAGUGCGGCCUGAAGAGCUGGAGUGGUGCACCGUCAGGUACAACGAGCCCUUCUGUGACCUGCAGCUGUCGGACCUGCAGGAACUUCACCAGUACACCGACACUGGCAUUGUUCAAGAUGGUAAAUUCAAGGCAUGCUUGUUGACUAUAACAUUGCCUGUGAGUUCGUAUGCCACUAUGGCAUUAAGAGAAUUACUCAAAGUUGACACCUCCAAUGACAAUCAAGCUCAACAGAAUAACUACUUCAAGAGUAAGACAGAAGAUAACUAUGACACAGAAGAGAAAAAAGAAGAUGGUGAAAGUGACGAUAAACAGGAUAAAAAUAAUUCAUCACAAUAUAAUGAAAACAUUGAAAGUAAUGAUAAUAGAGGUGAAAAGAGGAAAAAUGAAGAUGAGUCAGAAGUAGAUGUAAAGAAGAAUAAAGAAGAUAAUCUUGACAAUGUAAUAUAAAUAUCAUUGUGAUUUUA
Messenger RNA from Papilio xuthus (Asian swallowtail), 2410 nucleotides. Its product is annotated as pseudouridine synthase 7. Lineage: Eukaryota; Metazoa; Arthropoda; Insecta; Lepidoptera; Papilionidae. The transcript has 11 exons. The record is from RefSeq and is a predicted model, not a curated record. The coding region runs from base 159 to 2393 and encodes 744 amino acids. Gene Ontology annotation, biological process: pseudouridine synthesis. Gene Ontology annotation, cellular component: nucleus. Gene Ontology annotation, molecular function: RNA binding; pseudouridine synthase activity.